Nymphaea colorata (pocket water lily) is the source of this 680-nucleotide messenger RNA. RefSeq lists its product as uncharacterized. The transcript has a single exon. Bases 162 to 371 code for a protein of 69 amino acids. The record is from RefSeq and is a predicted model, not a curated record. Lineage: Eukaryota; Viridiplantae; Streptophyta; Magnoliopsida; Nymphaeales; Nymphaeaceae.
CCCUUCGUCUUCCUCGCGUCCUUCCUCCACCUGCAAACAUCUGCUACUCAAUUGUCGAGAGCGGGAGGGGAGAGAGAGAGAGAGAGUACCAUUUAUUAACAUUACCAUACCACCAAGAAGGCGUUAGGGAGAGAAAGAGAGAGAGUGAGGGAGACAAAGAGAUGGCGGAUUGGGCUCCCAUUCUGAUCGGCGUGAUCCUCUUCAUAAUCCUCUCCCCUGGCCUCAUCUUCCAGAUACCAGGGAACAGCCGGCACGUGGAGUUCGGGAGCUUCAUGACCAACGGGAAAGCCGUCUUCAUUCACACCAUCAUCUUCUUCGGCGUCUUCACCAUCCUCAUCCUUGCCGUUGGUGUUCACAUCUACGCUGGCUGAGCUACAUGUUUGUAGGAGUGCGUGCAUUAUACGUGUGUGUGAAACGGUACCGGUGAUCGAUCCAUGGCGAUGCAAGGGACAGGGAGUCGUUCCGCAUUUUUCUUCAAGGCUAUUCGUGCGUGUGUGUGUGUCUGUGUGCAGGAGCAAGCAUGUGCACUUUUUGUAAUUUAAUUAAAUAAAGCAAAUCGUCAUUGGUGAAUGUUGCAGGCUAGGCAUACUUUUAUGUGAACUUCCAUUUACCCUGUAAUCCCAAAUGGGAGCUUCAAAUGAUCUUUUGUUUUUUCUGUAAUAAUAAUCCCAAUUUUGUUG